AUGGUGAUAGGAGGAUCAGAUUAUUCAGAUGAUUUCGGUUUCUCCAAGGUUGAAGAAUUCAACGGAGAAAACUGGAAUACGCUUGAGGACUUUCCUAGGUACAUAAAAUACCACUCUUGUCUUGGCAUUGACGAUGGAUUGCUUGUUUUUGGUGGAUCUCAAAUUAUGAAUGAGCCGAUGCUUGAGAAAGCCACGGCUAAACUUAAUGCAGAUCGAAGUUUAUAUGGAGAAUUAAACGCCCAAUACAAAAAUGGCGUUUAUAUUUAUUACCAAUCAGUUUGGAAAAUGAUCGGAUAUCUGAAGAACGAUCAUGCGUAUUUAUCUUUGUCAAAAAUUGGAAGCACAAUUUUUCUCGUCAGUGGUGUUGAAUAUGGGGAUCUAGAAUGGCAUGCCGAAACCUUUCCUGUCGAGACUGUAUUCUGGGAUGCUGAAACAUCCGAGUUUUGGGACAUGGACUAUGUUGAUUUUACCAAUUCGACUUUGGGAAAUACUAUUCGUUACCAUGAGGAAUCUUUCAAAAGGCCUUUAGUUUUUCCUGUAAGCAAGUCACAGCUUGAUUUUCUGACUGAAACUCGGAUAAAUCAACUGAAUUAA
Molecule: messenger RNA, 594 nt
Organism: Oikopleura dioica
Lineage: Eukaryota; Metazoa; Chordata; Appendicularia; Copelata; Oikopleuridae
Source: the annotation of a GenBank genome assembly